Messenger RNA from Lycium ferocissimum, 3117 nucleotides. RefSeq lists its product as uncharacterized. The transcript has 15 exons. The record is from RefSeq and is a predicted model, not a curated record. Gene Ontology annotation, biological process: transcription by RNA polymerase III. The coding region runs from base 137 to 2815 and encodes 892 amino acids. Gene Ontology annotation, cellular component: transcription factor TFIIIC complex. Gene Ontology annotation, molecular function: DNA binding; protein binding. NCBI's taxonomy places the organism in Eukaryota, Viridiplantae, Streptophyta, Magnoliopsida, Solanales, Solanaceae.
CGAGAAAUUGAACCCUAAGAAGCGAAAAUCACAACACAAUGUUUCUGAAGAAUCUCCGGCCACAGCCGUGCCGGAAAAAGUUCCCGGCGGCGAAUCUCCGGCUGAAAAAGUUACCGGCGAAGAAUCUCCGGCGGGAAUGUCGGUAUCAUUGUUCGAUUAUUCAGUUGAGAAUCACUUUAAAGCAGUUGAUACUAUUUCUAAACUCACCGGUGUACCGGAAAUUGAUGAUACUGAUAAAGAUGAACUUAAUCGCUUAGCUUCCUCCAUCACAUUCUUAACAGAAUGGCGAUAUCUCAAUUACGAAAGCAGAGAAGUUAAAUUUGCUUGUGAGAAUGAGAGUUCUAAAGGAAAAGAUGUGGUUGGUGAAAUAAGUUUGCCUCAAUUCUCUUCGGCGGAGGUUCCGAAGAAGCAGUUGGUGAAUGAGCAGCCAGUUCCGAAGGAAUCGAGCAAAGACUUUGUAAUGUAUGUUGGAGGUCUGGUGUGGGGGAUGGACUGGUGUCCCCAAGCUUAUGAAAAUAGGGAUGCUCAUAUCAAAAGUGAGUUUGUUGCAAUUGCUCCUUAUCCUCCUGAUUCAUCACAUCACAAGAUUGGUGCCCCACUUACAGGAAGAGGUGUGAUUCAGAUAUGGUGUCUGUUAGAUCUCAUUCAAACAGAUUCAUUUGUGAAAGAAGAUUAUUUAGCUCAGGUUAACAAAAAGACAAAUCAAGAUCCGACAAAACGUGAAGCAGCUAAGGGAGAAACAUCUGAACCUCAAAAACCUAAAGGAAGACCGAGAAAGAACCCUGAUGAAGCAGUUAAGGGGGAAUCAUCUGGACCUAAAAAACCUAGAGGAAGACCGAGAAAGAAUCCUGAUGAAGCAGUUAUGGAAGAAGCAUCCGGACCUCGAAAACCACGAGGCAGACCUAGAAAGAAACCUGUAACUGAAUCUUUAGGUGAUAGAGAUUGUGACGACGACAAUUUACACCCUCUUGCCAUAGAGUACCCGCAGCAAUCAACUGAACUUCCUGUACAUUUGUCUUGUGGAAAUAUGAUUAAAGCCCAAGUUGAUUUUGGGCAAAAUCAAGAAAGAUCUGUUAAUGCGGCAUCUCUAGAUUCUCAGCUUACUGCUUCAAAGAGGAGAGGGGUGAGAAACAAGGCAAGAUUGAAAGGUCAAACUGAGAAUUCUGGUGUGACUUCGUUAACACAAGAUGUUGCUGAAGAGUCUCCAGUUGUGAGUUCCCAGACAUAUGUUAGCAAUGGUCUUGUUUCAGCAGGGUCCAAUGAGAGUGGUGCCUCUGCAAAGAGAAGAAAAAAAGAAAAACAAAGAACGGAAAACCAAACCCAUGAUUCUACCUUGCCCUUGCUAAUGCAAGAUGUGGAUGAAGAAUCUCCCAACAUGUCCCAAAUACCUGAGAGCCCUGGCAUUGUUUCCUCACGGUUUGAUGAGAAUGGUUGUCAUAUAAUGCAGCACAUACCAAUGGAUGUUUCUCUACCUAGAAUGGUAUUAUGUUUAGCUCACAAUGGAAAAAUAGCAAGGGAUGUUAAAUGGAGGCCUUUAAAUCAUCGUGAUGUCUCCAGACAUAGAAUGGGUUAUCUUGCUGUGAUACUGGGAAAUGGAGCUUUAGAAGUGUGGGAGGUUCCUUUUCCUCAUACAAUUAAAGCUGUCUAUCCUUCACUUCAAAAGAAGGGUACUGACCCUCGUUUCCUGAAAUUGCAACCUGUAUUCAGAUGUUCAAUGCUGACGUGCUCUGAUGGGCAAAGCAUUCCGUUAACAGUGGAGUGGUCUGCUUCACCUCCGCAUGAUAUGAUUCUCGUUGGAUAUCAUGAUGGAGUGGUUGCCUUGUGGAAGUUUUCAGCCAAUAAUUCAUCUAAAGUCUUUUUGCCUGCAGACACGAGGCCUUUGCUUUGCUUCAGUGCAGAUACAGGUCCUAUUCGGGCGCUUUCCUGGGCACCAUUUGAAAGUGAUUCCGGGAGUGCAAACAUUAUCAUCACAGCUGGUCACAAGGGGCUGAAAUUUUGGGACUUAAGGGAUCCCUUCCGUCCUUUGCGGGAUUAUAACGUGGGCCAGGGAGUGAAUAUAAGCGGUGUGGAUUGGUUGCCAGAGCCAAGAUUUAUCGUAAUAUCAUGUGAUGAUGGGACACUAAAGAUCCUGAGCUUGCCGAAGGCUGCAUAUGAUGUACCUGUCACAGGAAACCUUUUAGUUGGGACGAAACAACAGGGAUUCCAUAAUUUCACUCGGUCUCUACUUGCGAUAUGGAGUGUGCAAGCUUCUCCAGUAACAGGCAUGGUUGCAUAUUGUGGGGCAGAUGGUACAGCUGCUCGGUUUCAGAUGACUAGCAGAAUGGUGAGUGAUGCUAUGAGGAAUCGUACCCCACAUUUUCUGUGUGGAUCAUUUUCCGAGGCUGAAUCAGGUAUCACUGUCGUUACUCCAGUGCCAAAUAUUCCCUUUCGAAUGAUCUACUCAGGGAAACAGUGGCGAGAUGCCAUCCCGAGAUCUCCACAUGGUGUCAACCGAGCGAUAGAGCAAUCAGAUCAACAGCCGCUGGCUCUAUGUUAUGGCAAUGAUCCGAACGUUGACGGAGGAUCAGAUGACGAGUUAGUGGCUCAGAAGAGUAAUCAAACGUCCAAAACAAAAACAAAAACCACGAGCAAGAGUACGGAAGCUGUUGAAGAAGAGCAAAAAAGAUUGAAGGAGAAAUUUGAAGUGUUGCCUCCCAAAAAUUUGUCGAUCAAUCGAGUAAGAUGGAAUAUCAACAAAGGUAGUGAGAGAUGGCUAUGCUACGGAGGAACUGCCGGGCUGGUACGCUGUCAAAAGAUUGAUUUAUAUACUGUUUGAGUAACUAACUACGAGAGGAGGAUGUAGAUUGUAAGCUUGUAUUAGUAUUAAAUUAGUAAUGUAUACACUAUCUAUAAGUUAUCCCCUUAGAAUUAGUCUAUGUUGUUGUAUGUAUAUUAGCAAUUUCAAGAGAAGUAUUGGGGUUCAUUGAGCAUUGUUCAUUAACCCCUCCUUGAGAACUUAAGGCUAUGUUUGUAAUUGUAAACACUCGGUGCGAGUAAGUCUUAACCUAGUGUAGUGCUUAGUUUUUAAUGAAUAAUAUCUUUACUUUACCAGAAAAAUAAAACGAGCAUUAAUGUUUC